Molecule: messenger RNA, 1143 nt
Organism: Exserohilum turcica Et28A
Lineage: Eukaryota; Fungi; Ascomycota; Dothideomycetes; Pleosporales; Pleosporaceae
Exons: 3
Coding region: 1-1020 (339 amino acids)
Source: RefSeq, a predicted model, not a curated record
AUGGCUGUAAAAACACCAGUACAGACGCCGGAUCCUCCCAGCGUGCCCUUGUCAGCCCUCGACUCGCUUCCUACCAUAACUGGCAAAAGUGCCAACAUUAUUAGGCCCGAAGAGGAUGUGGCCGAUUUUCUUGCCUUUGAUCUUGACCUCUCUCGCCUGAACCGCAUACAUGGCCACCUCUGGAUGGCAGGCCGCCCCAUGCGCGCCCGUCCGCUGCACCGGUACAAGAUGCUCGGCAUGGAAGUCGUUCAGACCCAACAGGUGGAUCUGCAUCUGUUGAAAUUCAGCACCAAGCUACUUGUCAAGCCGCUUGCCGAGUGGAUGGUAUGCCACCAGUUCUGGACAGACUGGAUCUGCAAAGGCGGCGAUGCAGAUGGAGAGAGAGAGGAAGGCUGGCUGUGGAAGAGCGCAGCUGGCUUCCUAGUGAGCUAUGUGUGGCUGAUCACCACGCCGCUGGACUUGAAGAUUGCUCACGAAUGCUCGCUUCUACCGUCUUUUGUCACUUGGCACUGGUGGAAGACGUUUGUGCGCGACUUUAUCAAGCACGUGGACAUUGAUACCCUGCACCAGGUCAACCCCCGGUACCAGUUUGGCGACUUGCGCCUGGGACGCAUCAACACAAUCUAUCGCAUACGAUAUGCGCAUACCCAUUUUGUGCGAGGCUAUCUAUACGGCUACAAUCGCUACGUCAUCUUCUUCCAGCGGAAAAUCUCCUGGAUCCUCAUUGUCUUUGUCUUCUUUUCCGUCGUCCUGUCUGCCAUGCAGGUCGGCUUUUCCUUUCCAAGCGACUCGUCUGAGUCGCUUCAAAACAAGGACGCAUACCUCCGUGCGUCAUACGUGUUUGUCGUUUUCAGCAUGGUCAGCGUUGUAGUCAUCUUAGCAUUUGUCUUGUUCAUUUUCGUCUGGAUCUUCACUUUCAACAUGGUCAAGGCCAUUACACAUGCGAGCAGUGAGCAGAGGAAGAGAAAGGAGUUGGCUGCGCAGAGGAAGAGGGAAAAGGAGAACGGAGGCGAAUCAUGAUUUCAUGCAUGUGCUAACGAGUAACCAUGUCCAUUCGAAAAGAAAGCUGCGAAAAUGUACGUCUUGCUCUUGAUAUCAUAGCCCCGAAACGCCGUAUAGACCUAGAAUGCAAACAUCUACACC